AUGGGUCAAAAGUCAACCAAGGAACCCAAGCCCUCCGACACCUCGGCCGCCACGAACACCACGACCGCCACUAACGCCUCCGACACAGAUGGCAGGAAAGACUCAGAGGGUGCUCGCACCUCCAUCGACAGCUCCUUCAAGGCUGUAGAGCCUGGCGAGAGCGCUGGCUACUCCAGCAGAGACUCAUCGGACAGCUCUAGCAGCAACGUGUCCGGUGGCAGUGGCACAUACAGCAACAACUCUGGCACAUCCACUGUCAAGAAGUAG
Messenger RNA from Neoarthrinium moseri, 267 nucleotides. RefSeq lists its product as uncharacterized. Bases 1 to 267 code for a protein of 88 amino acids. The transcript has a single exon. The record is from RefSeq and is a predicted model, not a curated record. Lineage: Eukaryota; Fungi; Ascomycota; Sordariomycetes; Amphisphaeriales; Apiosporaceae.